Messenger RNA from Anopheles funestus (African malaria mosquito), 4223 nucleotides. Its product is annotated as ceramide phosphoethanolamine synthase-like. Bases 725 to 2737 code for a protein of 670 amino acids. Gene Ontology annotation, biological process: ceramide biosynthetic process. Lineage: Eukaryota; Metazoa; Arthropoda; Insecta; Diptera; Culicidae. The transcript is spliced from 6 exons. The record is from RefSeq and is a predicted model, not a curated record. Gene Ontology annotation, molecular function: sphingomyelin synthase activity; ceramide cholinephosphotransferase activity; protein binding. Gene Ontology annotation, cellular component: endoplasmic reticulum membrane; Golgi membrane.
ACAACAACAAACAAAACACGCAAAAUCUGCUCCACGAACCUGCGAUUGCCAGUCCCAGUCGAAACACUCGCAGAAUCACAGCAAAAUUAGAAACUUUCAUUCAGCCCAGCUCAGAUGCUGCAGUCGCAGUGCCGCGGAUCGUUGUGGUGUUCCCGGUUUCGGUUUCCCCAAUACGGUACAUCACCGUUUGUGAAUAUAUAGCACCACGGUUCAAUCAAUCUCGAACGGUAUUUUCAUGCUUCACACGAGUUUGCGUGAUAUUUGUUGUGCAGUUUUAAAAUAAUCACCAACAAAUCUUUAACCCUUAUCCUUUUUUAGGGCAGUGCAAGAGCGAAGGAAAGGGAAAGAAAGUGUUGUUUGCCGAACGUAAAAGUUUUGCGGUGCAGAUAUAACGUGCUUCGAACGAAAAUUCCAAAAAAAAACCGUGAACCAUACGUAGCGAGUGGUACUGCAUUCGUUGGAUGCUGCGCGUGGUAAUGCGGGUGUGUUUUGAUCAUUUUUGAUUGUCAACAAUGGGGUGCUGGUAGUUCAGCAUUUCCAUUCCGUAUUUUCCCAUCCACUUAAAACCAACCUUCCGAAUAGCGCACGGCAACUGCAACGGAAGUGUGGAAGCGUUACGUGAAUACACAAACGCGUGUGCGGAAGAAGAAAAGAAGUGAAAUUAACCUACUUCCACGGUGAGGACGUGUGCGUGCAUCUGACUGAUUGGCAUAUAUGUGGUUCGAUGUCAUCGCAAAAGUAUGCAUACGAAAUUGGGCAACUGUUGAAGAAUCUGAAUGCGUCGUCCUACAACAUACCGCCGACAGCCGAUAGCAGCACCAUGCCUGACCAACAUAACUCCCACACCGUGCUGAGCUGGACAUGUGAAAACGUAAGCGAAUGGGCACGGAAGGAGGGUCUAUCGCGGCGCAUCAUCGAGUGGAUUGCACGGGAAGACGUCGAUGGUCGAUGUCUGCUGGCGAUUACCGAACAGGAUGUGCACGAUCUACCGCAACACUGUGCCUCGCAGCUACGGUUCGGUGAUAUCAAACGGUUCUGGUUUGCCACCAGGCUUCUACAGCGUCAGCAUUUGGCCACCACCGGUUCGGUCGGUUUGGCAGGUCUUUGGACGCCGGACUACAGUAUGAAUGGUAGCGACAUUUCUUCCCCUCCCGGCCACCAUCCGCUUCAUCCGCACAACCAUCAUCACCACCCGGGCGGGGCCAGUUCUCAUGGCGGUAUCGGGACGCCACAUCAUCCUUCCUCAUCCAGCUUACACCACCAUCCACACCACGCCACGCUACUGUCCAGCAUGGGAACAAGCUACGGUUCGGUGGGAUAUAGCUACAGCGACCUGGAACGCAUUUCACCACCAAUGUCCAUCGACGGUUGUGCCACGUGUAUUCAGCCGGAAUUUUUCAAAACGAUGAUAAGUUUAGGUUACGCCUUUCUAGUUACCUGGAUCACCGCAUUCGUCAUGGUGGUGGUACACGAACGUGUGCCGGACAUGAAAAAGUAUCCACCCUUGCCGGACAUCUUCCUCGACAACGUGCCGCACAUACCGUGGGCUUUCCACAUGUGUGAGGUAACCGGCACGAUACUGUUCUGCAUCUGGAUGUGCGUUCUGGUGGUGCACAAGCAUCGCAUGGUGUUGCUGCGCCGCUUCUUUGCCCUGGCCGGGACCGUGUUUCUGCUCCGCUGUGUUACGAUGCUAAUUACGUCGCUGAGUGUGCCGGGAACCCAUCUGGAAUGUACACCGCAUGAUCACAAAUUCGACGAUAGCAACGUGCGUAUAACCGAAAUGAUCUACCUACGAAUCAGUCGUGCCUAUACAAUCUGGAGUGGACUCGGCAUGUCCAUACAGGGUGUCCGUACUUGCGGUGACUACAUGUUCAGUGGGCACACCGUUGCACUGACGUUGCUUAACUUCUUCAUUACCGAAUAUACCCCCCGGAACCUGUACUUCCUGCAUACGCUCACCUGGCUGUUGAACAUGUUUGGAAUAUUUUUCAUACUGGCCGCCCACGAACAUUACUCCAUUGACGUGUUCGUUGCGUUCUACAUAACGUCGCGACUAUUUCUGUACUAUCACACGCUAGCGAACAACCAGGCCCUUAUGUCACACGAUUCCAACCGUACACGCAUAUGGUUUCCGAUGUUUAGCUACUUCGAAAGCUCCGUCGACGGUAUCAUCCCGAACGAGUACGACACGGUGUACGGUGUGCUGUACAAGAUGUUUGCCUGCGUGCUGUACGUCAAGGAUGUAUGUAUGCUCACUGCACGCCGGUUCUGGAUCACCAACAUCGAUGGGCCGGCGGGUAUGCUAAAGACGAAGGUACUACUACAACAUCUGCACCAGAAGCAAGGUCAAUCUCAAGCGGCGACACCGACGAAUCAAGCGUCAACAAAGGAGGAUCUAUUAGCGCCAUCCUCAAACACGGAAGAGCAGGCGGAAGCCACACGGCCACUCAAUGCUCAACAAGGACUGAUUUCGAACAAUCUCGAACACAACGCAACCACUGUGCACAAUCGCACACCGGAGAGAAAACCUGUCAAGUGUAACAAUAUCACUGCGGAGUAUGACGUCGCCAGCCUGAAGCGUAAGUCGUUUGGCCACAUUAAUGCGACCCUUCCAAAAACCGCUAACGAAACGGUACAGUUGAAUAACAAUAACAACAGCAGCAGCAACAACAACAACAAUAACAACAAUCAUCUUCCUCUCGACGGACCAAAGGACAACACCAAGAAGGAACUCUAGUGUGUACUGUGUAACUGUUAGGAUUGGGGCAAAUUGCCGUUUAGAUCGUUCCCCAAAAUGGAAACAUUUUUAACCAACUCUAGAGGCUUUUGAAGCGGAACGAUUCUACACGGCAAAGGCUUCCGUAGUUUACUACAUUUAAUUUAACGCUACUACUACUAUUAAAUUUCGCUAAAGCCACGUUCGUUUGGGGUUACUUAGUACGUAAUGUUACACACCUAUUGUUCUCCGUUAUCUCCGAGAGGGUACAAUUAAGCUGUUGGUUAAAUUUUGGGAAAGGUAACGAGUAGGAGCGUUAGCAGUUGUUAACUGUUUAGGUGGCAGAUGAGGAAACGAAACCAAUUCGGAUUUUCGUACAACGAUCAAAAGCAAAACCACCGUAUAUAUGUAUGUACCUUCGGGUAAUUUGUUGAACGGAAGACAAACUUUGUGAUAUUGUUUUUAAAAGUAAUGCUCUCAGCUAUUGCCGUUUGUUUGCACGUUGUGUUUUGAUCGUUUUGUCUCGCGUUCGCGUUUUAUCCUCCUUAGUUAGUCGGGAUCCUCAUUUCCAAUCGUCGUUCUAUUUAUUGUCAUUCCUCUUCGCAACGGGGCGAGUUGGGUUAAGUGUGGCAGGUUUUAGGAUUGUAAGUGUUGUACUGUAACUUGCGUCCUUCAGUGGUUAAGUUAUAGCGAUUAUGCGAUAGGUGUAAGUUGAAGCACCCCGCCAAAAAAAAACACGAUGAAACAAUACGAAACUCUACCUUGGAAAUACGUUGACAAACACACAUAACUUAAGAACUUCCCACAAGUCCAGCCGUGCGUAGCAUUAUCUCGAGCAUAAACAGUGGGGAAAUAAUACCGGUAAUACUAGUCGAAAAAAGUCUUACAGUGCGAAUUAGGUAUAUAGUAAAAAAAACAAACAACAGAACAGUAUAAUUAUUGCUGCUUUUCUUAGACCCCUUUGGGCAAUGUUAUGAUAAGAACCUAUUCCGUCUCACCUUUCUUCAGCCUCUGCACAACCAAUUGAUUAUCGGUAUUGUGAUCUAUAUGAGGAACGCUCUAUAGGCUUUAGUAAAGAAUAACAAAUACACUACGUUUAACACACUCGAUACAUCCAUAUUUGGAUACAGUGCUGCGAUUGCCAAAAUUCUAGCGAAAAUCUAACACUCAACCAAUGUACUUUUGCAAACGUAAAGCAAAUCACAUUUAUUCGUUCGUUCUUCGCCCUUUUUAAAGAUUUGCUUUCUGUACUAUAGUACGAUUUUCAUAAUUCGUUACAAACAAAUGAAUCAAUAAAAAAACGCACAUACAACUCAACUCAAAAGCAAUAGAAGCUUCUAAUAGCACUUGAAUCAGGAAUAGUGUAGAUUUUUAUAAAUACUCCAUCUUCGUAUCUGGUACGAUGUCUGUGGAUGGGAAGGAAAUUAGCAAGUAGAUUUUGCAACGAACCCGAUUGAAGAGAAAUAUAAAUGCUUCAGAUACUUGAUUGGAUUGAAGAACAUCUCAA